Rotaria sordida is the source of this 1104-nucleotide messenger RNA. Lineage: Eukaryota; Metazoa; Rotifera; Eurotatoria; Philodinida; Philodinidae. The record is from the annotation of a GenBank genome assembly.
AUGUACACUAUAAUAGCUAAUCGAGCAAUUCUGAGUAAAAUUGCAGCUAGUGGUUGUAUGUUACUCGGUGUAUGUGCUUUUGCUUCACUUAUUAUUGCGCUUAUCAUGUGUUUUCUAACUAUUGAUUAUGUAAGCUCACAUUUCUUGAACUAUAUGAAUCAUUACCAAAAUAGUUCAAAAGCGCGAAAUAUCAUCGACAAUAUUCAAACAGAAUAUGUUUGUUGUGGUGAUAAUAUAUGGCUUGAUUGGACCAGAGUACCGUUAGUUGAAACAUCGUCUAACAUAAAAGAUAAAGAAACGAUAAACACAAGCAUAUUGUUUACCACAUUGUCUGAUACGAGUACGACAAAGAUAACUGAAUCAACUGGUAACACAGGAUUAGAAACCAGCACAAGUUCUGCUGUUGAAACAGGUAUAGAUCUGGAAUCAAAUUCGGUCGAAGGCUCACAAACAAACAUGAAUACAGAACCGGUUGGUGAUUCGGAAUCUGUACCAGACGUAGAACGAGAUCCAAAUUUAGGAAUAGAAGUGAAACCAGACUCAGAUGCAAUUGUAAAAAGAAUCGCGAACAUUAGGCCAUUGCCUCAUAAGCAUCCUCGGUCAAUCGACCCGAUCUUUGAUAUCAAUCCAUUCAAAUUUGAUACGUCAAAUUUUCUGAAACAAACCAUUCGACGAAAACGACAAAUAGAAUCAAACAAUGGUAAUAUACAUACUUUAUCAUCAUCUAAUGGUAUUAAAUUACCUCAGUCUUGCUGUACAAGUGAUGUACUAACAGUAUUCAAUUCAUAUUGUGUAUCGAAUCAUAAUAAUGUGCCAAACAAUCUGCAUAGAGAUGGUUGCUUGAACAAACUUAGCAAAGUUGCUGUUAGUCAAACACUCGCUAUUGGUAUUAUCGAUGGUUUUCUUCUUACUUUUGCAUUAGUUGCUAUUCCAAUACUCAUUAAAAUAUAUCCUUGUUAUACAAAUCAAUUUAGUACCUAUAGAAGUAAUUCAUCAAGUAGUCUAGAAUCACAACUUGAUGAUGAUGGAGAAAAUAAUGUAGUAAACAAGAAACCAAAUAUUUCAAUUAUUAACCGAAAUUCUGAUUAUUCAAUAUAUCAAUAA